GUGAGGUGAGCCCGAAGGAAAUGACUGGAGCCCAAACAAAGCACGAGCCGGGGAUGUAGUAUUACAAAUAAACACGUUUUGAUUAAUGGUGUUUUAACUGUGUGCUCGUGAGAAAACAUGCUCGCUCUGCCCAUUACGCACUCCAUCAGCUGGCGCGGCUGAAAGCUCCGCUCCUCUCUUCUGGAUUGUGGAUUGUGACAAGUGCCAGGACAGCAGCCCAACAGGAACAGGACUACAGCGACUCCAGGGACUGUCACUCCGCUGCUUUUUCAACGGGAGCUUCCUACAGUUUUCGCCUGACAGCGCACCUCCCGGAGCCAAGACGUUGUUCCGCGGUGACCCGGCUUGCCUCAGUCCGAGCAGCGCAGUCCGUGUGGGAAGGUCGGCACUCGGCGUCCUGCAGGCCGGAGACAUGAUGGUCCACUGUGCCGGCUGCGAACGGCCCAUCCUGGACCGGUUCCUCCUCAACGUGUUGGACAGAGCCUGGCACGCCAAGUGCGUCCAGUGCUGCGACUGCAACUGCAACCUGACGGAGAAGUGCUUCUCCAGGGACGGGAAGCUCUAUUGCAAAAUGGACUUUUUCAGGCGGUUUGGCACAAAGUGCGCGGGCUGUCUGCAGGGAAUCUCGCCAAACGACUUGGUGCGUAAAGCGCGCAGCAAGGUGUUUCACCUGAACUGCUUUACCUGCAUGGUGUGUAACAAGCAGCUGUCCACGGGGGAGGAACUCUACGUGAUAGACGAAAACAAGUUCGUGUGCAAAGAAGAUUAUUUGAGCUCCGGUGCCAUCAAGGAAGUCAACCUGAACUCAGUGUCGUCGUGCACAGACAGGAGUUUAUCGCCGGAUCUGCAGGACCCAACUCAGGACGACAUAAAAGAGACGGACAAUUCAACGUCCUCAGAUAAGGAAACGAACAAUAUUGAGAACGAGGAGCAGAACUCGGGGACCAAGAGGCGGGGGCCCCGGACCACCAUCAAGGCCAAACAGCUGGAAACGUUAAAGGCCGCGUUCGUCGCCACGCCGAAGCCGACCCGACACAUCCGGGAGCAGCUGGCCCAGGAGACGGGACUGAACAUGCGGGUGAUCCAGGUUUGGUUCCAGAACAGAAGAUCCAAAGAGCGACGAAUGAAGCAGCUGAGUGCUCUGGGCGCACGGCGGCAUGCCUUUUUUAGGGGCCCGAGGAGGAUGAGGCCCUUGGGAGGCAGGCUGGAGGAUGCAGACAUUUUGGGACCUGGGGCCUAUGGUUACUAUGGAGAAUAUCAAGGUGACUAUUACGGACCAGGGAGUAAUUACGACUUCUUCCCCCACGGUCCUCCGUCUUCACAAGCUCAGUCACCAGCCGAGUCCCCCUACAUCCUGGGCUCUGGGCCCGGGGCCAUGGAGGGAUCAGGCCACCACCCUUCAGAUGACCAAAGGUUCACGGACAUGAUCUCCCAUGCGGAAACCCCUAGUCCGGAGCCGGGUUUACCGAGCUCCAUGCAGCCUGUCCCCGGGGAAGCAUAUGGUGGCGGUCCCAGUCCCCCUUUCUCAUUGGCCAGUAACUCCAGCUACAGCGCCCCUAUGUCCCACCAAGGCCAGGAGAUGGGAGAAACCACAGCUUGGUAGAGGACGAACCACAGGGACUAUUCCUGGGCUGAAUGUCAGCCUUGUUAAUUCAGGAGAUGAACGAUGUGGGGG
Molecule: messenger RNA, 1675 nt
Organism: Paralichthys olivaceus (Japanese flounder)
Lineage: Eukaryota; Metazoa; Chordata; Actinopteri; Pleuronectiformes; Paralichthyidae
Gene: lhx5
Product: LIM homeobox 5
Biological process (GO): neuron differentiation; regulation of transcription by RNA polymerase II
Cellular component (GO): nucleus
Molecular function (GO): zinc ion binding; DNA-binding transcription factor activity, RNA polymerase II-specific; RNA polymerase II transcription regulatory region sequence-specific DNA binding
Source: RefSeq, a predicted model, not a curated record